AUGUUAGAGUCAUCUAUCGGCUCCUUUGAAAAUUUAGUAGUACCAGCACGUUCAGAUUUCGAACAUCCACUGAUGCGGUGUCGGUCCUACAACGUUUCCGUAAGUGGCGCAGAACAUUCGACUGUAACAACACAAAAGCGGCUCUGCACAACAAAUGGUCCGCUGCUCGCAUGGCUGAUCGCUCAUUUGUUUAUCAAUCUUGGAGCCUUGAUAGCUAUUCAAACAUCCAGAUACCGUGCCAUCAUACCGUACAUCACCGCCGGUGUUGUGGAUCUUCUCGUCGCCUCUGCGUACCUUGUUGUGCUUCUCGUUCAGUUGAUCCGUGGGGAACAGGUCGACCCGGUUCUGGUGGUGUUCAUCGUUGUCGUUGUGGUCUUCAAAUCCUACAGCGUCUACUGCGCACGUCGGCUGUACUGGAUCCUUCAGUCGGUGUUCGAUCGUCGUUAUACAACUCGUACAAUGAUCGUCAAAGACGACUCCGUCUUUCAGUUCUGA
This is a messenger RNA of Ostertagia ostertagi, 495 nucleotides long. Lineage: Eukaryota; Metazoa; Nematoda; Chromadorea; Rhabditida; Trichostrongylidae. The record is from the annotation of a GenBank genome assembly.